Amaranthus tricolor (Joseph's coat) is the source of this 4273-nucleotide messenger RNA. Its product is annotated as pentatricopeptide repeat-containing protein At5g02860. Bases 119 to 2626 code for a protein of 835 amino acids. The record is from RefSeq and is a predicted model, not a curated record. The transcript is spliced from 3 exons. Gene Ontology annotation, molecular function: protein binding. Lineage: Eukaryota; Viridiplantae; Streptophyta; Magnoliopsida; Caryophyllales; Amaranthaceae.
UCUUUAUUAAUCACACAAUUCAAAACUUAUCUCAAAAUACUACACCGAGUCCAUUAGACACUUAUCCUGCAUUGCCACUCUCUUUUCCCGCCCUCUUAUCUUUCUCCGACCGCCAUUGAUGAUGGCAGAGAAGCUUGCAAUUCCAGUUCUUUUACCUGGUCCUUUACCUUCUAAGCCUCUUAUUGAAGAUGAACCCAGAUACCACUCUCAAUCUCUAUCCUUAACAUCACCAUCAUCAUCUGUUCCAUUAAAGCCUUUUGUUCGCCAACAGAAAAAUACCAACAUUAUCAGAACCUACACCUUAAACCCUUCUCUUCGUCAUCUUCAACGACGUCGUAAGUCACUGGGCAAGCAUCGAGACCCGAAUCGAGGUAAGCCUUGGACUCACCAUAGUCUUUCCUCUUUAGGUCAGCAAAUUUUCCAAAUUUUAAUUGAUACAGAUUUUAAUUCUUCUAAUUUAGACCAAAUUAUGAUUAAACUGUUUGAGAAUCAAAAUCGGCAAGUGGGUAGUGUUGGUUUAGAAUCUGUGAAUGCUGACGUUUUGGGAAUAAUUAAGAGAUUAGGGUUUUUGGGAAAUUGUGAUUUGGCUUUCAGUGUCUUUAAUUGGAUUCGUUGUCGAAAUGAUUGCCAAAUUUUGUUAAAUGGUCCUGUUGUUGCUGUUAUGAUUAGUAUUCUUGGCAAGGAAGGUCAUGUAUCAAUUGCAGCUUCCUUGAUUAAUGAGCUAAACAAGGAUGGUUUUGAUAUUGAUGUUUAUGCUUAUACUGCUAUGGUUAGUGUCUGUGCGAGUAAUGGACGGUAUCGAGAUGCUGUGUCGUUUUUCAGGAAGAUGGAGGAAGUUGGGUGUAAACCCACUUUGGUUACUUAUAAUGUGAUUUUGAAUGUUUAUGGAAAGAUGGGUAUGCCUUGGACUAAAUUUGUUGAAAUCAUGGACUGUAUGAGACAUGAUGGAAUCGCUCCGGAUUUGUACACUUACAAUACUCUCAUUAGUUGUUGUCGUCAAGGGUCUUUGUAUGAGGAAGCAACCAAGGUUUUUGAGGAAAUAAAGUUAGUUGGCUUUGUGCCUGAUAAGGUCACUUACAAUGUCUUGUUGGAUGUUUACGGGAAGGCUCAACGUUUUAAAGAAGCCAUGGAGGUUUUUCGAGAGAUGGAGAUUUGUGGGUUUGCACCUAGUGAUGUGACUUAUAAUUCCUUGAUUUCAGCUUAUGCAAGGGGCGGUCUAUUAGAGGAAGCUAUGAAGCUUAAAGCUCAGAUGGUUAAGAAAGGGAUUAAGCCCGAUGUAUUUACUUACACUACCCUCUUUUCUGGUUUUGAGAAGGCUGGAAAGGAUGAAUGUGCAAUGAAGGUUUAUGAGGAGAUGAGAAACUCGGGUUGCAAACCGAACAUUUGCACCUAUAACGCCCUCAUCAAAAUGUUUGGUAAUCGGAAGAGGUUUUCGGAAAUGAUGCUAACAUUUGAAGAAAUGAAGCAUUGCAAUUGUUCCCCCGAUAUCGUUACUUGGAAUUCUCUUUUGUCUGUGUUUGGACAGAAUGGAAUGGGUGCUGAAGUCUCGGGUUUGUUCAGUGAAAUGAAAAGGGCAGGGUUUGUACCCGAGAGAGAUACAUUCAACACAUUGAUAAGCGCUCACAGUCGAUGUGGUUUGUUCAGCCAAUCAAUGGCUGUUUAUAAAAUGAUGCUGGAAGCUGGUGUCGUACCUGAUAUUUCAACGUACAAUUCUGUUCUGGCAGCAUUAGCUCGAGGUGGGCUUUGGGAAGAGUCUGAAAAGGUACUUACUCAAAUGAAUGAUGGUCAGUGUAAACCAAAUGAACUGAGCUACUCUUGUUUGUUUCAUGCUUAUGCUAUCGGAAAGCAAAUUGAACGUAUGUGUGCUCUGACAGAGAAGGUGUAUUCUGGUGAAAUCGCAAUUCACCCUGUGCUACUGAAGACAUUAGUUUUUGUAAAUAGCAAAAUUGACCUUUUAGUUGAAACCGAACGAGCUUUUUGGGAGUUGAGGAAAAGAGGCUACUCUUUGGAUAUAACUACUUUGAAUGCCAUGUUAUCUAUAUAUGGUCGACGACAGAUGUUUAAAAAAGCUAAUGAAAUCAUGGAUUUCAUGAAGGAGAGUAAAUUUACUCCUAGCUUGACAACAUACAACUGUCUGAUGUAUAUGUAUAGCCGGUCUGGGUCUUUUCUGAGAGCAGAAGAGGUUCUUAGAAAAAUCGUUGGUGAAGGACUGCAGCCCGAUAUAAUUUCGUAUAAUACCGUUCUCUAUGCUUAUUGCAGAAACGGUCGAUUGAUGGACGCCUCUAGAAUUUAUUCAGAAAUGUGGGACUCGGGUAUAGUUCCUGAUGUAAUUACAUACAAUAUUUUCAUUGCAUAUUAUGCUGCUAAUGAUAUGUUUCUGGAAGCCAUUGACAUGGUUCGCUGUAUGAUCAGCCAUAAUUGUAGACCUAACCAAAUUACGUACAAUUCUAUUGUUGAUUUUUACUGUAAGUUCAAUCGUCUGAAUGAGGCUACUAUGUUCGCAAGUAACCUUUGCAAACUAGAUCCUCAUCUCCCAAGGGAUGAAAAAUCAAGGUUGUUGGAGCGAAUAGAGAACAUGUAUCUUGGGGUCAUUUUGAGCAAAUCGCGAAUCCAAAAAACGAAUUAAUUGGCGAAUCAUGUUACACAGCUCAACAAGAGAUUGACUUUUAUAUAGGAAUGCAGCUGACAAACUUCUUUCUGUUACUAAGGAGGAUGCUGAAAUCAAACUUCAGAGCUUUUAUGCUAUUCUUUCUAUGGGCUAAAAAUAGAUUUUAAAUGGACUGCUGCAACUUGCCGUCCGAUGUAUGUUCAUUCCUUAUCUAUUCUUACAUGCUAGUCUUAUACCAAUGUUGUGCUGAUGCUGUGACGAUCUAUUUGUAUCUUAAAUACUCAUGAUAUUCUAUAUGUUUAAUUUGUUUUUUCUUCUUUUUGUGGUUUUGAUGGGUGGUAAGGAAGAAGGUACAAAAUAGAAGGAGCCAUACUUUGGCUUUAUGCCAAUGGAUUAGAGCAGUCCGCUUGUUAGUGGGAAGGAAGAAGAGACAAAGUGUGGUUUUCAGGACAAUGACAGCGAGAAAUGAAGGGGAAUAAAACUGAAAUAGGUAGGACUAGCCAACAAAUUAUAUGAGGGAUUCUAUAAAAUGUAAUUUAUGAUUUGCCCUUGCAUCUCUAAAUUUUUAAAGGAUGACACCCAAUUCAUGAUUGAAAGCACAGUAAUGACUCAAGAGUAAUUGUUUGGAAUUGCUAUUUAUGUCUUAAAUCAGGCCCUUAAGAGCAUGGAUAGCAUUUGUUUAGGCCUUCUAACUUUCUUUGUGAAUUUGGUAUUUAAAAUUAUCCUUGAGGAAAAUUUAUGAUCUCCAGAGGUGUUUUCCAAUUUUUGGCCUUUGAUGUUGAUUAUUGUGGAUGUUAAUUGUGAGGUAUGAGCAAUGUAUGUACAUAAGCUUGCUAAGUGUAAAUGUAAGCAUGAUGUAGCUUCAAGUCUACUAACUUCUGUUUGGUGUCGAGUGACUAGAAUUUGUAUCUUUCAAUGGUUCGAUUUUGUCCGACGAAUUAAUUUAGACAUGUUUGAGCUUAAGGGAGUGAAAGCCUAUUGGAAGGGAUGCUCUUGCAUCACAUGAUAAGAUAUUAUAAUAUGAGUGUUUUUAGCUUAUGAUACCGAACCAAUUGGGUAUUGUUGUAACUCGAACAUGAAUAACACGCACUUUAUUAUAGUUCAUGUUAUAAUCUUUUCAGCUAGUCUCUUGAAAGACCGUCACUUUGAGAGACGUCACUCAGGCCCAGCCUAUUAAAGCUUAAUGUCUACUUACUAUAUCCUUAAUGCCUACUUACAUUAUCCUUAAUGCCUACUUACCAUAUCCUUUAAUGCUCACUGAGUAACUUACUCUACAUUUUCCUUUGUGGGUUGGAUCAAUUCAAGAUAGUCUCUCAAAGAGACCGUCUCUCACAAGAAUUUGUGUAAUCUUUUAUAUUAUUUUUAAGUGCAAUAUGUUGAGGCAUGAAUGUUGAAUGCUUUCCUUCUUUAUUUUAGUAUUUUUUCUAUAAUAAGAAAUCUAUUUAGAUGACAAUAUGUUCUAUUAUAAACCUAAGAUGUCCUUAUCGAAAAACUCAUUUUACACCUCGUCAACAGCUUGGCUAGUACCCUGUUUUAUAUCCCUCCUUUCCUUCUUUCCAUCAUCACGGACUUAUCUUUCUCUCUCUCUCGCUCUCUCUCUCUCUCGCUCUCUCUUCCGUUGUGUCCUCAUACAACCAGGGUUCUAUAACUGAAUUUGCUCCAUGA